This is a messenger RNA of Didymodactylos carnosus, 516 nucleotides long. NCBI's taxonomy places the organism in Eukaryota, Metazoa, Rotifera, Eurotatoria, Philodinida, Philodinidae. The record is from the annotation of a GenBank genome assembly.
AUGCUUAAUCUGCACAUACAAUCAGCUGUAUUAGCUCUAGCCUCGAUUAUUGGUUGGGGUUAUAUUGGCUUUUUGCAAAGUGUAAAACUGAGUUUUCUUGGUAUGCUAGGUGAUUUCGAUAUUGAUUAUUUUGCCGAAACAACAUUUCAAUACCUUAGUGUUUCACUACUAAUUAUUUAUGUUGUUGUUGUUACCGUUUUACUAUUGAAUCUCUUGAUCGCAAUGAUGGGUGACACUUAUGGACGUCUUAUUGGAAAUGCAACCCAAAUAUGGUGUUUAGAACGUGCUCGUAUUGUGUAUGCUAUCGAAAAUGAAAUGUCAACAGAGGAGCGUAAUUUAAAUAGAUAUUGGACAAUUGUUGACGGUGAACGAUAUUUUCAAGUGGAAGAAGUGAAUGACAAACAUUUCAGAAAUUCAGAUGAACCAAAUAAAGAUAUUGAUCCGACCACUGAGCAAAAUCAAGACGAACUGAUUUUUGGACCUACAUUUUCACACACAUCAACAACAAAGUCAUAG